CCCCGCGGUCCAGCAGGCGUGGGGUGGAGGUGGGAGGGCUGGCCCAAUGGGCUUUCCAAGAGCCGGCUUUUGCCGCUGAAUCGUUUGCAAAGGCAACCAGGCCGGCCGCUCAUUGGAGAGAGCUCCGUGGGGCGCAAGUCCGGCCAGCACCGCCUCUGCCCCCCCCCCCCCACUUUCUUUUUAAAUUUUUGCAUGCGGAGGGGCCGGAGCUGGAAAGAAGCAUCGGAGCCGUCCGGGCGUACGCUUGCUAGCUCUGCUUGCAAGCCGAGAUCUUCUCUGCUUCUCUCGGGACGCUGGUGCGGGCACCAUGCAUCGCUUGUCGGGGCUGAGUAGGGAAGCCGCCGUCACUCCCCCUCGCCUCCCCGAGCGCCGAGCCGAGGCCGUGCGCUUCCUCGCCUGGCUGGCCACGGGCAAAGAGCCGCGCCGCCGACGGCCCCCCGUCAAUGCCCCGCGCAGCGUCGGCCAGCCGCCGAUGGGAACGGAGAGGCCAGCCCGGUUUGGGCUUGGGCUGGCCGGUUGGAGCAGCGCCGCCGCCGAAGCCCCCGCCCUGCAGCUGAAAGAGAAGGCGCCUCGCGAGAAGAUCCUCACGUUAGAAUCCAUGAACCCGCAGGUCAAGGCGGUGGAGUACGCGGUGCGGGGGCCCAUCCUCCUGAAAGCGGGCGAGAUCGAGAAGGAGCUGCUGAAGGGUAUCAAAAAGCCUUUCACAGAAGUCAUCAAGGCCAACAUUGGUGAUGCUCACGCCAUGGGACAGCAGCCCAUCACCUUCCUUCGACAGGUGGUGGCGCUUUGCACUUAUCCCAUCCUGCUGGACAGCCCCAGUCUCCCGGAAGACUCCAAGAAGAGGGCAAGGCGGAUCUUGCAAGGCUGUGGAGGCAACAGCUUAGGUUCGUACAGCGCCAGCCAAGGAAUCAAUUGUAUCCGUGAAGAUGUAGCGGCAUACAUUGAGCGGCGAGAUGGCGGUGUCCCCGCAGAUCCAGAGAACAUCUACUUGACCACGGGAGCAAGCGACGGCAUUGCUACCAUUCUCAAGAUCCUCGUCUCUGGCGGAGGGAGAUCCCGAACCGGAGUGAUGAUCCCCAUUCCUCAGUAUCCUUUAUAUUCCGCUGCCAUUUCCGAAUUGGAUGCCAUCCAGGUGAACUAUUACCUGGACGAAGAGAACUGCUGGGCCCUAGAUGUGAACGAACUACGCCGCUCCUUAUACGAAGCCAAAGCGGAUUGUAAUCCCAAGGUUCUUUGCAUCAUUAAUCCUGGAAACCCCACAGGUCAAGUUCAAAAUAGAAAAUGUAUCGAAGAGGUGAUACACUUUGCCUGCGAAGAGAAGCUGUUUCUUCUGGCUGACGAGGUGUAUCAAGACAACGUCUACUCGGAGAACUGCCAGUUCCACUCCUUCAAAAAAGUCCUUUACGAGAUGGGACCCGAUUACUGGAAUAAUGUCGAACUCGCUUCUUUUCAUUCCACUUCCAAGGGCUACAUGGGCGAGUGUGGCUACCGAGGAGGCUACAUGGAGGUGAUAAACCUGCAUCCAGAAAUUAAAGGGCAGCUAGUUAAGCUCCUCUCUGUCCGUCUGUGUCCACCUGUCUCGGGUCAAGCUGCUAUGGAUGUCGUGGUGAACCCCCCUGUUCCCGGAGAAGAAUCCUACGCCCAGUUCAUUAAGGAAAAGGAGUCUGUCUUGAACAACCUCGCCAUGAAAGCCAAACUAACCGAAGACUUGUUCAAUCAAGUGCCGGGGCUCCACUGCAACCCACUUCAAGGGGCCAUGUAUGCGUUCCCACGGAUUUUUAUCCCAUCCAAGGCCAUUGAAAUAGCAAAGGCCCAUCAAAUGGCUCCCGACAUGUUCUACUGUAUGAAACUUUUAGAAGAAACUGGAAUCUGUGUUGUACCCGGAAGCGGGUUCGGCCAAAGAGAAGGAACGUAUCACUUUAGGAUGACUAUUCUCCCACAAGCAGAGAAACUAAAGAUCUUAUUGAAGAAAGUGAAAGAUUUCCAUAUAAAAUUUCUGGAGGAAUAUUCUUAAAAUAAAGACUCUUUUUUUAAAAAAGACUGUUAUCUUUGAAAGUGUAUUCAAGCGGCGAGAGAAAAGAAUAUGCUUUUUAGAGGGGGCCGUCUUUUUUUAAAUCAAAUUCAUGAUAGAAUUACAAUUACUGGAGCUUCAGUUUGAUAGAAAAGACUAAUAAAAUACUGGAACGAAUUUACGAAAACAAGAUAUGGAAAAUGCAUUCAAAGAAUGAUUAACGCAAUCAUUGGUUGCAAACUGGGAUGUUGCAAAAUUUGCCAUUGUCCCACAGCAUGAAAGUCAAACUUAAUUAGGUUGGACAUUUGGGUGUUGAUAAACAUUCUUCUAUGCUUAUCUUUAAAAAUAGAAGAUACCACAAUACCCCUUCCUAUCAAACCAAAUCAGAAAACUACAGUUGUACAGGUAAACUAAAGGCACAGAUGAGUUAUUUUGAACUCUUCUGGUCAAGCCUGUCCAUGGGAAGUAGACAGAAAUCUUUUGCAAAUAGAAGUAUUAAAAUCUCCUGUUUCGUGAUCAAAUAAGAGGCCCAAUAUUUUGUUCCGACAAUUUGAGUGCCUUUUGAAUUCCUGGCGAGGUUGCCUCCACAUAUAAAAUACAACAUUUAUCUUGUUUGAUAAGAAGAACACUCACUUCAUCUGUUUACAAGCAUGGCUGAAAAAUAAAUAAAAGGAGGGGAGUUAGAUUAUAACAAUACUUCAAUUCCUGCUUAAUUUUAGCCAGCCGUUUCCAAACUAGAAAUAUAUCGAGUUUAAGCUUCCUUUGGCUAUGAUGCGCAUGAGGUCUUAAGAAAUUGGGAGGCGAGGAACAACUUGGUUGCAGUCAUCUGAAUAGGAAUAUUUUGGAAAAUAAAUGCCUGGUUAUUUUGGAUAAAAUAUCCAAACCAAAAGAAGAAGGAGGCCUUGUUGGGAUAUUGGAUUACAUUUUUGCAUGGUAAACACAAGUUGAUAACGGAAGAAUAUUUGCUCUUGGUUUUCUUGAUUGCUGUUCUUUAUGAAAAGGUUUCUUAUCGCUCUUGAAUCAUCAUCAAGAGGCCAACAUAAAUAAGAUUGAGCAAUAAGAAAGGGUCCAAUUUGAUGUUGCCUCCCUGAAUAUUCAGAUGCCUUCAGAACUGUCACUUGAAUUUAAAUAAAUACUAGACUGGGACUUGGCUUGGAAACUUGGUCUGUUUCAAACUGUGUUCCUGGUUUUCGAAUUUCAACUGCUCAGAAGCCAUUCACUCACGUCUCUUAAUCGGGUAAAUGUUUGAUGUAUUAAAAGGCUGAUCUAUGGAUAACCAGUUCUUGUAGCAGUACAUAAAAACAUAAAUAAUCGGACAGGAUAGGAAAGAGAAUGCUUUUCACAUGACCAAAUGGAAUUUUGCUUGCUAGUUUGAUCCAUGUUUCACCUCUAUGUCAAGCCUCUAAUGAGAUUCGACCUUUACAGUAGAAGGAAAAAUUCACAUGGAGUUUCGCUGAAUUCCAGAAGAAGAAAAGAUUAAAUGUCCUCAUCUUAGCGAGUUCGUUAAGGUGGCAUCUCCAAGGAUAGUUUGAGCUUCUUUUUCCCAGAUUGCUUCACCGAAGGGCUAAUGGCUCUUUGCCAGAUAACACUGAAAUAGCCAUUAGCUGGGUUUUGAAAUACCUCUUCUCAACCUUCAGGACUUCUCUUACACUUGGGUAUCAUAAAAUAAGAUUUAGAAUUGCUUCCCAUCUAAUGCUCUUCAGUUACGAUGGGAGUUACGGAUUAGACACAUUUGAAGGUUACUCAUAUUGAUGUUUGCCAUGUUAGUUGAGUUGUUACAAACAAUAUCAUAAAUGUACCAUCAGUACUCAAAAGGUUUCAGUCUUCACUACCAAGAUUAUAUGUUAUUUUGAGUAGCUGAGCCAUUUUCCAAAAGCUUCAUAUUAAACAUCUUUUCCGUUGGAAAGUACUAGCUACAUUAUUUUCUUAAUGAUUAUACUAUGCUAAGUUCUGUUGAAUUCUGAACUGACCUCCUUAGAUUGUACUAAAAAUUACAGUUGGCUGGCUCUUAAAUCAUAUUUGGUAUUUUAUUGAUGACAUCAAUUCGUAAGAAGAUGAUAGCAGUUCUCAAAGCAGUGGCAAUUUCCCCCCAAAUCCAUAAAUUGCCAUACACUAAAUGCAUGUAGUCACUCAAUGCAAGAGAAUACUAUGCUUCAUCCUGAGCAGUUGCAAUUAAAAAUAUAUCUAUUUUUGUAAGUAAGUAAACAUUUUCAUAUGGUACGGAUGGGAAUUGAGCAUUUCUAUUGUUUUUUAUUCUCUUGUGUUAACUUUUUAAUGCUAUUGAAAAUUAUGUCAACUUUACAUGUUUCUAAGUAAUGCUUUUACAGAGAUAUUUCUUUUCUUUGUACUUUUUAAAAAUGGGAAGUAGUCUUACUUUUCAUUUAUUCCUAACUGUAAGACAUCAACUUCUAGUUUUCCUUGUGUUGAAAACUGUAUUUUACGGUGCCUUUUGAUUUCUGAUAUUAUUACAUCUCUGAGCAUAGUGCAUAAUAUAAUCAGUUAAUUUAUUUAUCACAUUUGUCAUUACUGCAAGGAAAUUAACAGGCCACUUAAUUGUCCUUGGCUAGGGAUGGCCAUUCUCUUAGAUCUGCUUCCAAGCCUCGAUGGAUAUGAUCCCCAAAUGGUUUCAAAAUAAUUAAACUAUGGGAAUUGUUUAUUUUUUUUACGUCAAGAACGAUUACCAAGGCAAGCAAACAGUGUGAUGUUCGGUUAUAGGUUUGUUUUUCCUAUUUUCAUCCUGUUUUCUGAUGACUUUUUAAAGAUCUUUACAAAUAAAAGAGCUAUUAUGAA
Pantherophis guttatus is the source of this 4801-nucleotide messenger RNA. It is a transcript of the gene GPT2, whose product is annotated as glutamic--pyruvic transaminase 2. The record is from RefSeq and is a predicted model, not a curated record. Lineage: Eukaryota; Metazoa; Chordata; Lepidosauria; Squamata; Colubridae. Gene Ontology annotation, molecular function: transaminase activity; pyridoxal phosphate binding. Gene Ontology annotation, biological process: biosynthetic process.